GGAAUCAAAUAUUUGGCUAUCACUUGGUGGCUUUCAGGAGAAAGGACCUGAUGAUGCUCACCAACAUAAUACACAUGUUUUAGUGGAUGAUGCUGGGAACAUUAGAAACACUUACCGAAAGAUACAUUUGUUUGAUGUGGAUGUUCCUGGCAAUAUGGUUUACAAGGAGGGUAGUUUUACAACGGCAGGGAAUGCUAUUGUUGUGGAGGACAGUCCUGCUGGAAGAUUAGGUCUCACAGUUUGCUAUGAUUUAAGGUUUCCCGAGUUAUACCAACUGCUUCGUUUUGAGAAUAAUGCACAGGUUUUGUUGGUGCCAUCAGCUUUCACGAAGGUAACUGGUGCGGCUCACUGGGAAGUUCUUCUCCGUGCUCGUGCAAUUGAGACACAGUGCUUUAUCAUUGCUGCUGCUCAAGCUGGAAAACACAAUGAGAAGAGAGAAAGCUACGGUGAUUCUCUUAUCAUUGACCCAUGGGGAACUAUUCUUGCACGCCUUUCAGAUCGUUUAUCCACUGGGAUUGCCAUAGCCGACAUCGAUCUCUCGCAAAUCGAUGCCAUAAGAACUAGGAUGCCAAUUGCUACACAUCGGAAAUUCAGUAUCACCUGGAAGUCCCCGUCUCUUUGAAUGUUUAUGAGAUCAGAUGAAUCAUGCAAUCUAUGAAUGAUGGAUGACCACUGGCGGCAGAACUUUUGUGAAAAAAAAAAGGUUGAAAAAAUUUGGAAAUUUCUUGUUUAAAAAAAUAUGAAAGUAAAAUAAUCCUUGCUGGGUAUUGUAAGUUAUAAUGAUUUGCUAUAUGGAGACUCAUUUUAAUUA
Molecule: messenger RNA, 811 nt
Organism: Phalaenopsis equestris
Lineage: Eukaryota; Viridiplantae; Streptophyta; Magnoliopsida; Asparagales; Orchidaceae
Product: nitrilase-like protein 2
Molecular function (GO): hydrolase activity, acting on carbon-nitrogen (but not peptide) bonds, in linear amides
Source: RefSeq, a predicted model, not a curated record